This is a messenger RNA of Dermacentor andersoni, 823 nucleotides long. Its product is annotated as ninjurin-1-like. The record is from RefSeq and is a predicted model, not a curated record. Gene Ontology annotation, biological process: cell adhesion; tissue regeneration. Gene Ontology annotation, cellular component: membrane. NCBI's taxonomy places the organism in Eukaryota, Metazoa, Arthropoda, Arachnida, Ixodida, Ixodidae.
CUGUGCGUCGGCGCAGUAGCGAAGAAAAAACACUUUCGUAUACUGGUCCUUGUCUUCAGGAACUGACGUAUCCCACGCAUUGCGCAGGCCUGGUCACCACCAGCAGCCACGUCCAGUGAAAUGAGAGAGGUCGACUGCACAUCAACAUGAACGCCAACCGGUACGCCACCAAGAAGACCGUGGCGCAGGGCAUGCUGGACGUGGCCCUGCUCACGGCCAACACCGCGCAGCUCAAGAGCCUCAUCCUGCGGGGCGCCCAGCAGGAAUUCUACACCCUGCUGCUGGUGCUCCUUAGCCUCUCCAUAGGGCUGCAGAUCAUGGUGGGCGUCCUGUUCCUCCUGCUGGGUUUCAUCAACGUUAACGACCAGAAGAACCACCGGCUCGCCGACAUCCUCAACAACGUCUCCACCGCGGCCGUGUUCGGCAUCACGGUCGUUAACGUAAUGGCUGCCUCCUUCGACGGCCGGGACGGCGCCGUCGGCCUGAUGCUCCAGCAGCCGCCCAACCUGGGCAAGCCCUCGGGGCCCCAGUGAGCUCGGGUCGCUCAGCGUCCAUGCCCGGACGACCCGGCGGCGUCGUCACAUCGGUUUUGGUCGCCAUGUAUGGACUCGCCCGCUGUUCUUUCAUCUUGCUGUUCACGAGAGGAUAUCGCGCAGUCUUCAUUUUGUCUCUUCGUGAACUCAAUUAAAAAGCGCACUUUUCCGCGACUAAACCGGUGGAACCACGUAGGCCCACUCGUCCGUCACUGAAUGUCUCGACAACCAUCGUCUGGAGACAUGGGAGCUGGCGAGAAAGUGGAGACGACGUGGAAUAACGCAGUGUC